AGGAGGAGGGAGGAGGCUGGUGACACAGAUGUCUGAGCUACACAACACAGACUGUGGCCUGGCGCUCCUGCACGUGCUGCUCCUACUCCCUCUCUUCCACCACUCUACACACUUGGUGUUCUACACCAGCAAGUAGGAAGGUGUCAGUGUGUGUGGCUACAAGUUGGUGGCUGUGGGAUGAUGCAGAUGUCCUUGGGAAGUUUUGUGUCGUUUUCACUGUGGUGCAGUUAAAAGUUAAAAAAAUAUAUUGGAUGAACAGAAAUUUGUGAUAACGCUUCUGUAUAUUGUAGUAUAUAUUUAUGUAUAUACUGUAUACAGGUACUGUAUGUGAUUUGAAGAUUAGUUAACUGUUUAGAAAAGUAAAAAAAAAAAAGUUAUGGAACUGAUGUGGAGAAUAAUAUGGUGGUUAUAUGCCUUUGUCUUUAUGGUGCUUCUCUUAUCAGCAACAGUUCACCAUCACCUUGGUCUACGCAAAUAUUACAUAAAAUUUCUUUUAAGGCUGUUUGCUUUUGGGCAAGAGCGUGUGGAAAGGAGGCGCCCUAACAAUGAAACGGAAGAGUCAGAAACACCUAUGAACGAGUUGGAUAGACCACUACUAUCUCUUAAUCAUCCAAAGGCACUAGGAAUUAAAGAAAACAUCAAAGGAUUUCACCUUGAUAAUGUACUUGAAUACAUAAGUGCAGGAAUGGGAGCCAUCAUGGAAGAUGACCUUACAAAAUCUUUUCUACCAGAAGAGCUUUCUUCUUGGAAUCUUCUCUCACGCACAAAUAACCGUUCAUAUGAAUUUGUAUCAUUCCGUCUUACUGUCUGUUGGGUAGUUGGCUUUCUUGUUCGCUAUCUCCUGUUGUUGCCCAUACGUAUUGUCAUUCUCGUCUUUGGCAUACUGUUAUUUUGGACAUGUAUGAUAGCUGUUGGACUGCUGCCUGCUGGUAGCUGGAAAUCUUGGCUUAAUGAGAAACUCCUUGUGUUUUGCUUUGAUUUCAUAGCAGGAUCACUGUCUCUAGUGGCAACCUUCCACAAUGAAGAGAAUGCUCCCAAGAAUGGCAUAGCUGUUGCCAAUCAUACUUCACCUAUAGACUCCAUGGUGCUGGCUACUAACAACUGCUAUGAUAUGGUUGGCCAGAAGCAAGGUGGAUUUCUGAAUAUAUUCAUGUCAGCAUUGAGCAAAGCGUCCACUCAUAUCUGGUUUGAACGUUCAGAUGCCAAGGAUAGAUCACUUGUUGUGAGAAGACUAAAGGAACAUGCUUGCAAUGACCAGCUUCCACCAAUCCUCAUCUACCCUGAAGGUGUGUGUGUCAACAACACAUCAGUUGUGCAGUUCAAGAAGGGAGCAUUCGAGAUCGACUGUGUCAUUCACCCUAUAGCCAUUCGUUUUGAUGCACGUUUUGGUGACCCUUUUUGGUGGCAAGACAAGUUUUUUCAUUAUGUUGUGUAUAUGAUGACAUCCUGGGCCAUUGUCUGCAAUGUCUGGUAUCUACCACCAAUGAAGAGAAAUCCUGAUGAAUCUGCCAUUGCCUUUGCUGACAGAGUCAAAGCAAAGAUUGCCCAUCAAGGAGGUAUGAUUGACUUAUCAUGGGAUGGAUUUUUAAAGUGCAACCCAGUGAAAUCUGAAUGGAAAAAGCGUCAGCAAGAGGAAUUUGCAAAGCACUUGAAAGUAGAAGAAAUAAAUAGUAACGAAUCAACAAAAGAGAAAGAGGAAUAAAAGACAAAAACCAUUGUUAUGGUAAAUUAUGUGUAUCAAUGUUAACAAGUGUUUGUAAUAAAGAAGAAAAGCUGCUCAGGCACAAUUUAAAACACAAAGACACAGGCUUCAUUGCCCAUUAAAAUUGUAACUGGAUCAUGAAAUGUGUCCUCUUCAACAAUGCUACAAAUCAGUGCCUCACUGAGUUUAUAAUAUAACCAAUAUUUACUAUUGCUAACUAUAUGGCCUAUAGUUAGUGCCAUGAUACUUGUAUUGAACUGGUGUGAGGUGUGGUGUUACAGGCAACUUUGUGUGUGUAUGUGUGUGUGUGUGUGUGUGUUGGGGUGAGGAUAAGUUCCUGGCCAUACUGAGAUAAUAUGAAGCAAUUAUAAGCAUGUAUUUCACAGCUUUAAAUAAUUCCCAUAGUUUAUGACUAGCUUUUCACAUCUGGUGUGGUAUGUAAACAAUGCCUCAUUGCUUACUAUACAAUGGUUACAUACAACAUAUUGCAUGUUCUACUGUGGGGUAUAUGAUAAUAUCUUAAACUGGACAAACAGCAUAUGACACGGUCAUGUCUGGUACUGUAUGAUAGCCCCUUACCCAAAGUGAUGAAUAGCUCAGAAUAUAGGCGAUGAGAACUCACAGUAAAUGUGGCAAACUUCCCACAUGAUGGACUCCUUGCGCUUAUGUUAAAAUCAAUUCUUUUUCAUUACAGUUAGAAGUGUCAACCUCCAGAAAUUAUAUAUAUAUUUUUUUUAGUUGUCUCACCAUAUUUUCUUAAUUUUAUAAUAAUCAAUGCAUGUAGUAUAACUAUAAAACACUGAUAGCUACCAAUUUUUGGGUUAAAAUAAAAAAAAAAAUUAAAUUCCACUGGGCUCUGACAUAACCAAACAUUGCAGGGUUAAUGGUAGUACAUGUAAUUUAAAGUUCUUUAAAACAAAACAAAUCAUUGAUGACAAAUAUUUUGGUAAAUUCUUUUUACCCUAUUUCACCCACUUGCACUUGUGUGACCAAUUCAAACAUGUACAGUGUAUUUUAAAGAAAUGUGCAUUUAUAUUUGCUCAUGAGAAAUAUAAAUAUAUUUGCCAUUAAUGGCUUGUUUUAUGUUUUAAUUAAUGAACUUUAAACUAUCAUCAUUAAAAUUAUUUCAACAAAUUAGUUCUACAAGUUUUGAUUGUGUCAGUGACUAUUGGCAUUUAAAUUUUAAAAAUUUUAACUCAUAAUUCCUACCCACCAGUGUUGUAUACAUUUUGAAUGAAUGUAAAUAAAUGAACUUUAUAAUAUACAUAGACAGUUUAACAGCAAAUCAUCUAGGCAAGACUGGGAAGUGCCACAUGCUGGGUAAUGUGUCCCAUGCACUCAAAGUAAUAACUGAAUUGUACUACUGUACAAUAUCAAAAUUAUUUUCGAUCAACAUCCCAGCAACUGUCUGGAAUGGUUUGUGGAUCAUUUGUAUAUCAUUGUUUCUAUACAGUAAAUAGGCUUUGUUUAUUACAUGCACAUAUAGUACUAAAACUACAAAUAUAACUUUGUAUUUUAGAUAAUCAACUAUCAUAUGCCCAAUACUUGCUCAAUGCAGAAAGUCACACUUUCCUAAGUGUGUGUAAAUUAAGUUGAGUUAAUUGUUCAAGGGUUACAGGAUGUUAUAGGAGUUACCCUAUUACUAAUCCCCUAACCAAUGUGAUCCAACAUACAACAUAAUCUAAUCCAGAAAGUCUAGGACAAUGUGGUAGCUGGCAGGAGUAUACUGUACAGUAUUAGGAAAGGGGCAACUCGCCGUAAUAGUGCUUUGCCUGGAAAUAGGUUGUAUGUUUAAAUUUUACAUGUUACUAUUUUAGUGAUUGCUAAAGCAUUCAAUAUCAAGGAAUACAAGAGUUGUUAGAAUUAUGAACCCUGAUCUAAACUUGUUGAUAGAGAUAUGCAUAUAGGCUUAAAAAUGCUGUAUGUAAUUCAAGUUUAUGUAUCUUUGGAAAAAGUAAAGUAAACUGCCCAAUCUCUGAUAUGGUGCACUUCAAUGUUGUGCAGAACAGAAACACCAUCAGUUGCUCUGUUUCUAGCAUUUAUCUCCCAGUUAGCUACAUUAUUUUGGACAGCUUCUAUCACAUUAGGUUAUUUGGUUCCCCAUUGUAUGGUAUAGGAAGCCAGUUGGACAUAUCUAGAUCUUCCUCCUCCAGGAUGCUACUCACAACAGAUGCCUAACUCCAGGCACCUAUUUACUGCUGUAUAUGGCACAUUUAAAAUGUAUAGUUAUUAAUCACAAUUGCUUAGGAAGCUGCUCCAUUUUUCUUGAAAAGUUGCUGUGCUUUUUGCAGCAAGUUGUAGUGCUUUCCAGUUUCUUGCUUGGAUAAUUUACUGUUUAAACUCUUGAAGUGAAAGAUCAUUAAUGUAACAAAAAAGUAAUGAUGACUAUAAUUAGAUAAAAUUUUAGAUAAUUACUGACGUAAUCAAAAGUUGCACACAGCCUUGCAUGAUUAAAUAAAUUGUCAAAGUUUGAGCAGUUAGAAAAGUUUAUUAACAUGAUUGUUAGCACACCUGACUAACUCAAACAUGUAGAUUUGCUUAUGAAACAUUUUUCAAUGUACUAUAGUUUAAACUAUAUUUAUAUUUAGGAAACUCUGUAAAUGUUUUUGAUACUUUGCACAUUUCUGGAGGUUGACUCGCACAGAGAAACACGUAUGGCCAUUUUGUGCCAAGUUAUUUCACCAAAGGUUACACACUCAUUAUACAAUACUGUAUAUAUUAUAAUUUAUUCACCAUUUUAUUUUUAAAUCCCUGAUAUAUUUUGUUUUUUUAAUUAAUGCCUUGCUGUAAAGGGGUAUUUGGGUGUUUAAGAUACAGUAUAUUAAUUAUGUACAAGGCAUGAUACUCAUACCUCAUGAAAUUUAUGCUUGUGAAAUAGUUUUUAAUGGAGCUUUAAGAAUUGUAGUGAUUAAGUUAAAUGAGGAAUUGCUUAUUUUGUAUUAAGAAAUACAUUAAAAGGCAGCUUUUCA
Procambarus clarkii (red swamp crayfish) is the source of this 4671-nucleotide messenger RNA. Its product is annotated as glycerol-3-phosphate acyltransferase 3-like. The record is from RefSeq and is a predicted model, not a curated record. Gene Ontology annotation, biological process: triglyceride biosynthetic process. NCBI's taxonomy places the organism in Eukaryota, Metazoa, Arthropoda, Malacostraca, Decapoda, Cambaridae. Gene Ontology annotation, molecular function: glycerol-3-phosphate O-acyltransferase activity. Gene Ontology annotation, cellular component: endoplasmic reticulum.